GGCGGCGGCGGCGGCGGCGGCGGCGGAAGAGGGCGGAGGGUAAUGGGAUGGGGGUCUCGCGGCAGCGCUGAAACUCCGGGUGGGCGUCCAUGGCGCUGCUUCGCUGACAGUGCUGAGAGCAGCCUGCCUUCCGCUCUCACCAGCUCCGCGUCCGAAUAACCGGUCCUUCUCCGGGGAGCCAGUUCCUCCUCGGGCCCCUGAGCCAUGCCCAUCGAGGCCGCCCCGGACGAGCCAGGUGUAAAUUAAUUAUUUGAAAGCAAUUGAACAAUGGAGCCAGACAUCAUUCGAAUGUACUCUUCAUCCCCACCACCACUAGACAAUGGAGCUGAGGAUGAGGAUGAGGAUGAAUUUGGGGAAUUUGGUGGGUUUUCCGAAGUUAGCCCUUCUGGUGUAGGGUUUGUUGAUUUUGAUACACCAGAUUAUACUCAUCCCAAGGAAGAGUUUGUACCUUCAAACCAUUUUAUGCCAAUUCAUGAUUUCUCAGAAAAUGUAGAUAGCCUUACAAGCUUUAAGUCCAUCAAAAAUGGUAAUGAUAAGGACAUCACUGCUGAACUUUCUUCUUCUGUGAAAGGACAGUCUGAUAUUUUACUUUCUACCACCAGCAAAGAAAUAAUUUCACCUAAAACUUUAGAUACUUCCAUUGAUGGCAUAGAAAGUCCAAGAGAUUUAAAUAAAGUAGUGGAGCAGAGACAGAAUGUUGGAACACCUGAAAGUUUCUCUCCAGGAGAUUUUAGAACUGAUAUGAAUGUUGUUCAUCAAAACAAGCAGUUAGAGAGCUGCAAUGGUGAAAAGCCUCCUUGUCUGGAGAUUCUAACAAAUGGGUUUGCAGUAUUGGAAACUGUAAAUCCUCAGGGAACAGAUGAUCUGGACACUGUAGCUGAUUCAAAAGGACGAAAGCCUCUUAGCACUCACAGUACUGAGUAUAAUUUAGACUCUGCACCUAGUCCUGCGGAGGAAUUUGCAGAUUUUGCCACAUUUUCCAAAAAAGAAAGGAUACAACUAGAAGAAAUAGGAUGUGCAGUUUUAAAUGAUAGAGAAGCACUUACCAUUCAGGAAAACAAUAAAAUUAAUAGAGUCAAUGAACUGAAUUCUGUAAAAGAAGUGUCCUUGGAUAGAAGCAUUGGUGAUAAAGGAGACAGUGCUGGAGAGGAUCAGGUUUGUGUUUCAGAAAUAAGCAUGGUGAGUAAUGGAGCUUUCACCAGUGAAAAACAAAGCCUUCCAACAUUGCAACAGGAUGAAUUUUUAAAUUCAAGUGUUCAAUCAAAGGCUUGGAGUUUGGUAGACUCAACUGAAAAUUCAGAAGCCAGUAGGAGAGAACAAUGUAAAACUGAGGAAAAACUUGAUUUAUUUACUUCUAAACGUGCUGACCUAUGCAUGGAUUCUACUAAAACUUACGAUGCUGAUGAUGAAGUUGGUUCUUCCAAAGAAGAAAGUAGAAAGUGUACUGAUUCCCGAAGCCUCAGCAUUGAUCCUACAGAAGAAAAUGUUUUGGAUGAUUCUAUGAGUGUAAAAAACGAUGAUAGUAGUAAUGACUUUGUGACUUGCAACGAUACCAAUGAGGAUGAUUUUGGUGACUUUGGCACAGCCAGUGGCACAACUCCACCUUUUGUUACUGGUACACAAGAUUCAAUGAGUGACGUCACUUUUGAAGAGUCCUCAGAGCACUUUCCACAUUUUAGUGAACCAGGUGAUGACUUUGGAGAAUUUGGGGAAUCAAAUGCUGUCUCUUGCCCAGAGGAAAUUACAUUUACUGAGUCAGUUCUAAAACAAACUUCUGAUAGUUUAUCAGAGGGAUGCAGUUUGGCAAGAAAAUCUACUGGGACAGGCACUGAACCUGUUUCAGAACUGAAAAUUGGGCAAGAAGGUGAGUUUGGAGAUUUUGAUUCUGUGCCAAAUAUUCAAGAUGACUGCAGUGAUUUUCAGGACUCUGAUGAUUUUGCGGACUUCAGUUCAGCUGGUCCUAGCCAGGUUGUAGACUGGAAUGCUUUUGAGGAUGGACAGAAAGAUAGCUGCUCUUGGGCUGCUUUUGGAGACCAGCAAGCUACUGAAUCUCAUCAUCGAAAGGAAGCCUGGCAGUCACAUAGGACAGAUGAGAAGACUGAUACUCCAGGAACCCCCAAAACGCACAGUGUCCCUUUAGCAGCUUCCAAAGGAGCAGUUGCUGGUGGUCAUUUACAGGAAACAGCCACUUCAGCUCAGACAGCUUUACUAAACCGCCUGGAGCGAAUUUUCGAAGCAUGUUUUCCUUCCAUAUUUGUCCCUGAUACUGAAGAAGAAGUUACUUCCCUGAAGCACUUGCUGGAAGCAAGCACCUUGCCAAUACAAAGAAGAGAGGCCUUAGCUGAAAGUGGGGAACUGCUGGAUGUGUGGGCUGAGCUACAGGACAUCCAUGAUGCACAUGGCUUGAGAUAUCAGUGGGGUGGCUCCCAUAGCAACAAGAAGCUCUUGUGCUCCUUGGGAAUAGACACCCGAAACAUUCUCUUCACGGGCAAUAAGAAGCAACCUGUUAUAGUGCCCAUGUAUGCAGCAGGAUUGGGUAUGUUAGAGCCCACCAAGGAACCAUUGAAACCACUAUCUGCUGCAGAGAAAAUCGCUUCCAUCGGUCAGACAACCGCUGUGUCACCAGAAAUGAACACAUGUACAUCUGACCAAUUCCAGGAGUCUCUACCACCCGUCCAGUUUGACUGGAGUAGCAGUGGCCUUACUAACCCUUUAGAUGUGUGUGUCUUACCCCUUUUUACACAUAACCCCUCCUCCCUUGGCUUACCUUCUGUGUGGCUGCCUACCAACACGGUCACUGAAUUUCAAGCUAGUGGAGGUUCCACUCUUCUGAACCUUGAUUUCUUUGGGCCCGUGGAUGACAGUAGCUCUAGCAGCAGCACCACAAUCCCAGGUGUGGAUCCAGAGUUGUAUGAGUUAACAACUUCUAAGCUGGAAAUCUCCACCUCAAGCCUCAAAGUGACUGAUGCAUUUGCGAGACUCAUGUCCACAGUAGAGAAGACAAGCACAUCUACCAGGAAACCGAAAAGAGAAGAGCACCUGAGUGAAGAAGCCAUCAAGGUGAUCGCCAGCCUUCCUGACCUGACGUUCAUGCAUGCCAAGGUGUUGAUGUUCCCAACCACCUUGACACCUUCCACAAGCUCCCAAGAGAAGACAGACUGAUAACUGAUGUGAACUGGACGGUUUCAGUUGCUUUUCCUUCCCUCCAGCCCUUCCCCACCAUCAAAAGCAUACCUGCUCUAAUUAAAAAAAAAAAAAUUAAAGUUCAGCUGAUUUGUUGGUAAGCCGCACUAGAAAGGUAUACAUAGUAAUGUAUAUUUAUUUACAUACUGAAGUCCUAAAUUUAUAUUAGAAACAAAUGUAAAUAAUCGGGGUGAACAUUUUUGAAGAUUUAUUCUUUUUGUGUUGCUGGGGUGUAUACAUUUAUGUCUUUGUGAAAUACACUGGUGGUGUCCUUCUUACAAAACUUUUGAAAUAAAAAAAUGAAAACUAAAAAGUCAAAUCUCCACUGUCUGUGAAAUCCCCUUCAGUCUUUUCAGAUUGCAUUGACUGUCCUAUUAAUUUUUCACAUCAUACACUGAAUUACUUUUGCUCUCAUAAAUAAGCUCCAAGUCCCUGUUUAAAUUUUUUUUUUUUUUU
Molecule: messenger RNA, 3639 nt
Organism: Globicephala melas (long-finned pilot whale)
Lineage: Eukaryota; Metazoa; Chordata; Mammalia; Artiodactyla; Delphinidae
Gene: AFTPH
Product: aftiphilin
Biological process (GO): intracellular transport
Cellular component (GO): trans-Golgi network membrane; AP-1 adaptor complex
Molecular function (GO): clathrin binding
Source: RefSeq, a predicted model, not a curated record